Messenger RNA from Pungitius pungitius (ninespine stickleback), 1274 nucleotides. RefSeq names its product tumor necrosis factor ligand superfamily member 14-like. The transcript has 7 exons. Lineage: Eukaryota; Metazoa; Chordata; Actinopteri; Perciformes; Gasterosteidae. The coding region runs from base 280 to 1083 and encodes 267 amino acids. Gene Ontology annotation, molecular function: tumor necrosis factor receptor binding. Gene Ontology annotation, biological process: immune response. The record is from RefSeq and is a predicted model, not a curated record. Gene Ontology annotation, cellular component: membrane.
GAGGGAAGGAAGUGUCAGCUUAGUACUGAUAACUAUAUUGUUGGGGAGUGUCACGCACACUCACUCUCAUGCACAUUACUCUGUCUCUCUGUCGCUCGCUCUCUGUAUGUCACACUUUCUCUGUGUCAUCUUCAUUUCCUUUUUAUAUUAGCUUGCUUCAUAAGCAAUAUUAGUGCUAGUUGACAGCAGAGGUCAGGGAGCUCGGUGCUGGCGGUGCAGACGGAGGAUUUUCUUCUUCUCAGAAGCCAUAACAUCCUAGUUGUUGCAUAAUCCGGUAGGAUGGCAGAGGGCGUUGUGGGUAAAUGCCCCCAGGUGUUUGUGGUGGACGCACAACCGAGCUACAUCUCCAUGCCCAGGGAGAAGGGAUUUAGAUGGGCAAGACCGGGCCCAAAGUUCCAUCUGCUGCUGGCGGGAGUCGCCCUGCUGGGACUCGUUGUCGAGGGAUGCUUCAUCUACCGACUCUUCAAAUCAGUGGAGGAACUUUCCUCCCCUAAAUGUCCUCCUCCCUGCCACAAUCUGUCCCAUCCCCAAACAUCUGCCCAAAAGGGUGGCCCCAUGAUGAGUAAAGACUCCAAUGAGCUUCCCAGAGUGCCACCACAUCUGGAUCUGAUCCAACACAGGCCCUUUGCUCAGCUGAUAGGCGCCAACGAGCCCUUUGGGCAGAACAACGUGGUGCUGUGGGUAAACAACGCCGGCGAAACCGUCACCCACAACAUGGGCUACAAGGAUGGCCAGUUGUUGGUGGAGCAAGAAGGUUACUACCACCUCUACUCCAAACUGACGCUGCAAUGCACAGAGGGGUCAUGUUUGAUCCAGCACAAGGUCAUGAAGAAGACCAGCGCCUACGGCAACGAUAUCGAACUCAUGAAGUCAAAGAGCGUCCGCUGCUGGACGCAGAGUUGUUGCAGUGAUAAGGCUUCACGGGGAGAGGAUCUGUGGAGCAGUUUUCUGGCUGGGAUCUUCCACCUGCAGAGUGGAGAUAGGAUCUUUGUCACUUUGGAGAAUAUAAACACGUUACGUCCAGGACCUACUGAAAACCUCAUGGGGGCCUUUAUGAUAUUUCCCGGUAAAAUUGCGCGAUGACGCCUCUCUGCCACAUUGGGAUGAGUUUCGACACAUUUGUGUGUUCACCCUGUUUCCUCUAGUGAUUUUUUGUAUAUAUCUUAUAUAUAACCUAAAUUAUACUAUACUCAAUUAAUGUACUUUAAUGGUUGAGAAAUCAUAAAAACGUAUCUGACAUUCAGAUGAUAAUAUCCUACAUGUUGCAUUGUUUG